AUGUCAAUCGACUUGAACUGGGAAACGGUCACGGGCGGCCCCGAUGGGCAGGAACUGGCAUGCAAGAUCCGUGACUUCAUCCACACCAAGUUCCAGUCGGUGCCGCUGCCGCGCUUUAUCAAGUCCGUCACCGUUCACGAUUUUCAGUUCGGCACAAUCCCUCCCGAGAUCGAGCUCAAAGACAUCACCGACCCGCUCCCGGACUUCUACGAAGAUCAUGUCGACUCCGACUUAGCGUCGGACUCGGAGGGCGAGGAUAACCUCGCCGAUAGUCGGGUCCUGGAUGAGCGCCGCCGCCGUCAGGCGGAAUCCGAUGUCCUGGUCAGCGGCGCUCGGCACGUCAGCCAUCUUCCGCCGCACCUCUCCUUGGGCGGCCCCGGAGGUGGAAACUCCCGGAACGGAGACACUGGCAGCCCGUUUAUGCGCGUCUCUACACCCGGCAUUCCCGGGGGAACGUCCAACUUGCACUAUUUCCACUCGCACCUAGCCAGUGGGCUCUCGGGCACGCAGACACCGCUUGCUGCCGUGGCCAGCGCCCACCACCUGAAUACCGCCAACUGGCUUGAGGGCCACGGGCACAGCUCCUCGGUGCCGAAUUUGCACCACUACGCGGCCAACUACUUAGGCACCACUGAUGGUCAGGCACGCCAGAACUAUCCCCAGCCAAGCCACAGCCGCAACCCAUCGCAGAGCUCCAUCUCCAUUGCAGAUUAUAGUCCCACAGGCCACCUUGCCCCGCCGGCCUCGUCUGCUGUCCAUGGCCUCCCCUCCCUCAGGGAAAAGCACAGCGUCUCAACGCUUGCCCCAACUUCAGCCGGCGCGUCUCGCCCUCCGACUCGCGAUGCGGCAGCGACGCUGAUGGGCUCCGCCGUCGCGGAAGACAGCGACAGCCACAGCAGCCCCACUGGCAGCAGCGUCGCCGACUCAUCCCCUCAGGCUCAGGACCAGCAGGAGAACCAACCACGUCUUCGGGAACGACGGCUCGAGGACAUGCAAGCCGUCUUCCGGAUUCGCUACGCAGGCGACGUCAAGCUGCUGCUGACGGCCGACAUUCUGCUGGAUUACCCCAUGCCGAGCUUUGUAGGGAUCCCGGUGAGGUUGAGCAUCACAGGGCUGACCUUUGAUGGGGUUGGGGUGCUGGCUAAGAUCAGGAAGAGGGUACAUUUCUGCUUCCUGAGUCCGGAGGAUGCUGUUGCUGCGGUGGGUGAUGAAAACACCGAGGCGGAUGGAGCGGAUGGCCAUGGACAAGGGUCGCAGCGGGGUCCGGCUGGAGAACCAGGGAGCACCAAGCUCGGCGGCCUGCUGCAAGAGAUUCGAGUCGAGAGCGAGAUCGGGCAGAGAGAGAGCGGGAAGCAGAGCCUGAAGAACGUAGGCAAGGUAGAGAGGUUCGUGCUGGAGCAGGUGCGGAGGAUAUUUGAGGAGGAGCUAGUGUACCCGAGUUUUUGGACGUUUUUGGUCUAA
This is a messenger RNA of Thermothielavioides terrestris NRRL 8126, 1461 nucleotides long. RefSeq lists its product as uncharacterized. Gene Ontology annotation, biological process: phospholipid transport; mitochondrion organization. The record is from RefSeq and is a predicted model, not a curated record. NCBI's taxonomy places the organism in Eukaryota, Fungi, Ascomycota, Sordariomycetes, Sordariales, Chaetomiaceae. The transcript has a single exon. Gene Ontology annotation, molecular function: lipid binding. Gene Ontology annotation, cellular component: ERMES complex. The coding region runs from base 1 to 1461 and encodes 486 amino acids.